Messenger RNA from Fusarium keratoplasticum, 1113 nucleotides. RefSeq lists its product as uncharacterized. The record is from RefSeq and is a predicted model, not a curated record. Bases 1 to 1113 code for a protein of 370 amino acids. NCBI's taxonomy places the organism in Eukaryota, Fungi, Ascomycota, Sordariomycetes, Hypocreales, Nectriaceae. The transcript has 3 exons.
AUGAACAUGGAUCAGCAGGAGGAGGAUAUGCCUCAGCAUAAUCUCAUGCAGCUGCUCUGUUCUGUAUAUAACUUGGACGGCACCCCGAUGCAGGCUCACUUUCAGGUGCCCCAGUUCGACAACAAUGUCCCAGAGAUGCCACCCCCAGCGACUUAUGGAUGUCCCCAUCCCCCAACCCCUCUGAGGAUGUCGGACCUAGGGAUAGUGCCUACUGCACCCAUUAUCCUGGACGGUCACUGUCCGGGUGGCAACGAGUGGAUGCUGCACGACUUCUUGAAGACGGAGGUACUUGACAUGCCAGGUCUCGACAAUACUCCGCCGUCUCACACCAUAACACCCUGCACCGAGCGUCUCGAGCCAGUCACCCCGACUCAGUACCCCAUCUCCCUGACCGCCGUCCCGGGAACGAAGCUCGACACCGACAGACCUCCCAAGAGACACCGCCUCCAGGCCCCACAGAUCACAGAUGGUCCUGACGGCCAUCUCGUCUCCCUCCUCGGCCAGUCGACCUUCAAGUACCAAGGUCACAUCAUCUCCUUGACCCACGCCAAUAAUCUCCGCCAACAAUACGACCUCCUCUCAUGUCAGAGAGACCGAAACACCACCUCCCCAGAGCAAGACGAGUCUUUUCCCAACACCAGCGAUGAGUUCCGUGGUCGGAUCCGCGAGAUCUUUGAAGCCAUCUGUGACUGGACCGAUCUACGAGAGUGGCGAGCCAAGAUGGGACAGAAGCGCGUCAGGGAGUGGCUUGCUGAAGUUGCCCAGCAGAGGCGAAGCCUAGGCCUCGAUGAUGACUUGUCCAAGCUCUCCGACAAGGAGCUCCAGCCUCCGGCGAAUCGCAUGCCGUCGAUGAAGGAGCAGUGGAAGAAUGUCAUCCACCGCACCAUGUCCGACGUUGAGAUUGAACUCCUCUGCGCGCAGAUCCUCGACAACAAGGUCUUGAUCCACUCGGCCAUAAGAGCGCCCUGGAUCACACGCAUCACAAACUCGCCACACUCAGAGACUCGUAGAAAGUACCAGAAUAAGGCUGGCAACGAUCGCAAGCGAACUCUGAUUGAGCAGGGCGGUUCAGAGAAGAAGAAGGCCAAGGCCGAGUCCAUGUCACCAUUCUGA